Messenger RNA from Limanda limanda (common dab), 3012 nucleotides. It is a transcript of the gene parn, whose product is annotated as poly(A)-specific ribonuclease (deadenylation nuclease). The transcript has 26 exons. Gene Ontology annotation, biological process: nuclear-transcribed mRNA poly(A) tail shortening. Gene Ontology annotation, molecular function: RNA binding; poly(A)-specific ribonuclease activity; metal ion binding. The coding region runs from base 53 to 2125 and encodes 690 amino acids. NCBI's taxonomy places the organism in Eukaryota, Metazoa, Chordata, Actinopteri, Pleuronectiformes, Pleuronectidae. The record is from RefSeq and is a predicted model, not a curated record. Gene Ontology annotation, cellular component: nucleus; cytoplasm.
GGACGGAGGCUAGUUAGCGUUAGCUGUCAGCCGGGUUCAGUCGUUGUGCAGGAUGGAGCUGACACGCAGAAAUUACAAGGGCUGCCUGAAGACGUUGUACAGCGCCAUAGAGGAGGCGGACUUCCUGGCCAUCGAUGGCGAGUUUUCAGGGAUAAGCGACGGUCCCAAUGUCAGUGCGCUGACUAACGGACUGGACACCCCGGAGGAGCGGUACACCAAGCUCAAAAAGCACUCCAUGGACUUUCUGCUGUUCCAGUUUGGAUUAUGCGCAUUCAAGUACGACCAGGCAAAAUCAAAGUAUAUCAUAAAGCCUUUUAAUUUCUAUGUAUUCCCGAAACCAUUCAACAGGACGUCUCCCGACAUCAAGUUCAUCUGUCAAAGUUCCAGCAUCGACUUCCUGGCCAGUCAGGGAUUUGACUUCAACAAGGUGUUCUGUGAUGGAAUCCCAUACCUGAACCAAGAGGAGGAGGCCCAGCUGAGGGAGCAGACAGAGGAGAGGAGGAACCAACAAGCGAACGGCCUCGGGACCCCGUCCUUCAUCUCCCCAUCGUCCAAAGGCCCGGCACACGUACCCGAAGAACAUAAAGACUUCAUCAACAGGGUGAUAGAGAAAGUUGAGGCCCUCUUCACUAACUCGGAGAAGACUGUUAACUUGGAGCCGUGCACAGGGUUUCAGAGAAAGCUGAUCUACCAGACCCUGAACUGGAAGUUUCCCAAGGGGCUUCAUGUGGAAACCGUGGAAACAGAAAAGAAGGAGCGAUUCAUGCAGAUCUGCAGAGUAGAUGACGAGGAGAGGAAAAGGAGGGAGCAGCAGAAACUGGAGAGGGAGCAGGAGGAGCUAAAUGAUGCGGUUGGAUUCUCCAGGGUCAUCCACGCCAUCUCUAAAUCUGGUAAACUCGUGGUCGGCCACAACAUGCUCCUGGAUGUGAUGCACACCAUCCACCAGUUCUACUGCCCUCUUCCAGAGGAUCUUCAAGACUUUAAAGAGGUCACGAUGUGCGUGUUCCCAAGACUAAUGGACACAAAGCUGAUGGCUUCUACUCAGCCUUUUAAGGACCUGAUCACUAACACCUCUCUGGCAGAGCUGGAGAAGCAGCUGAAGCAGACUCCCUUCAAGUCCCCACAAGUUGAAACCGCAGAGGGGUACCCCAGUUACGACACAGCCCAGGAGCAGCUCCACGAGGCGGGGUACGAUGCCUACAUCACUGGCCUCUGUUUCGUCUCCAUGGCCAACUACCUGGGCUCUUUCUUGACUCCACCCAAACCUUUCAUUUCACCCCGAUCCAAACUCAUUGAGCCAUUCCACAACAAGCUGUUCCUGAUGAGGAUCAUAGAUAUUCCCUACCUCAACAUCACAGGACCAGAUUUGCAGCCCAAAAGAGACCAUGUCCUCCAUGUCGCAUUCCCAAAAGAAUGGAAGACUAGUGACCUCUACCAGCUCUUUAGUGCCUUUGGGAAUAUCCAGGUUUCAUGGAUUAAUGACACAUCAGCGUUUGUGUCCCUGAGUCAAACGGACCAGGUACAGAUAGCCAUGAACACCAGUCGCUAUGCAGAGAGCUACAGGAUCCAGACGUACGCCGAGUACAUCCAGGGAAGGGACAAGGACAAGGAGAAGGUCAAGCAAAGCAGCAAAUCCUGGGGCGAGGACGGCUGGGUGAAACACCACUAUACCUCAUCCACUACCAGUGGUUUUGGAUAUUCCAGGGGUUUGAGGAAACGCAGCAUCAGUCCGGUUCAUGGAGAGCAGGGGAUCGGAGAACUUGUUAUUACAGACGGCUGGAGUCAGUACUCGUACCCGGAUAGCAUGGGCAGCAAGAAGAUGAAAACUGAUGAUGCAAGUGGACAAGCAAACACUGACGCUGUGGAGAGCAAGACCUCAGAGGGCUGGCUGAAGACGACAGAUACAUCAGAUUUAGCCGGGUUGAGUCUUCUUCCUGAUGAGGACGAGCAGCAGGACGAGGAGGGAAGUCCUGAGGGCACAGAUCCAGUCAGUGAUGCUGAAGGGACAGUCACCUGGCAACAAGCCCCGGCGGCUAAUGCCAGGAAAGGUCAAAAGAACAAGAAACAGAAAGCUGAAGCCGCUGAGUCUUCCACUUCGCUGUUUGACGUCCCAGAUGUCUGGUAGCGAGCAGAGAGGAGCGGCCACGUUCCAGCACUGAGCUCCUCCUCAGUCUUCUCCUAAGCACUUGAGUCGCCCUCCUGGGAGCGGCCCUAAAUUCAUUUGUUCACUCAGAAGCUGCGGAUACCGGUUCCAAAGCCACCAGCCAAUCAUGAUUUGACUGGACUAUUUAAAAGAGAAAACACAAGCCAUAACGACAGCUGCCAUAUUUUGAUCCAACACCAGAGGAGCAGGCGAUUCUUCUGGAUAAACACACAAAUAAACCACAACAUCUUUAAAAAGCUUAAAAACAGAAAUGCUCCUUUGUCCUCCGCUCAGUCCAGAGAGCAGCCACAGCCGAAUGUUCACUUUGGAUUCAUUCAUCAGUUUUAACGACGAAUCACCUCUAUUCAGUCUUAUGUUUUGGGAGCGCGAGUUGUGUGCGUGAGUUUGUGCACUUGAGGGAGAUGUUAUUGUCUGUGUCCCUGUGAAUACAUUUCUUUAAUUGAAAGAUAAAAUACCACUUGACAUGUCCUGUAGUUUACAAUGUCGGGUUUGUCUAGUAUUUUAAUGCAGUAAAAUAUUAUUUUCCCCCUUUUUAAAAAUAGAAAAAUGUAACUUGUCAACCUCCCAGUUUUUAUCACACCUGUUUAAGCUUCUCAAUGAUAAUGUGAUAUUUAUUAUUGGUGGCAGUUCGACCCCCUCAUGAGGUGCUUGUUUUGUACAGAUUUGUUUUUCUUUACCUUUUUUUUGUGUUGAAUGUUUUGUAAACGUGUCAAUUUGCAACAAUGUCUGUAAGUAUGUUCUAAUGCAAAAGGUGUAAACGUUAAAGAGACGUUUGCAUUUUUGUAUAAGUUUAAAAAUCCUUAAAUAUUUCCUUGGAAAGGGGAAAAAAUAAAAAAUGUUUCUUAGAA